GGUCAGCAGAGGAAAACCAGCCCAUCCAUCCGGUUGUGUUUACACAUGCAACAAUCCUGUGAGCAAGCUAGGCUUCGCAUAAAAUCUUAAAUAAGUAUAAAAAUGGCUCCACUAUCUGAUAAUCCGGCAGAUAAAGACAGGUACAUUUGCAUCUAUCCCGCAUAUGUCAAUAGUAAGAAGACCCUUGCCGAGGGAAGGCGAAUACCGUCUGAAAAGGCUGUGGAGAACCCUACCUGUGUUGAGAUCCGUGAUGUCCUGAUUGCUGCAGGAGCAAAUAUCCUUGUUGAGAACAGCAUGUAUCCUAGAGAGUGGAACAGAGAUGUGACGUUCAGAGGACGUGUGCGUGUCCAAAUGAAACAGGAGGAUGGAACGCUCUGCUCGGACAAAUUUGCGACGAGGAGAGAUGUGAUGAUGUACGUGGCUGAGAUGAUACCCAAGCUGAAGACCAGGAGCCAGAAGGGUGGUGGAGCCGACUCUGGCUCCCAGCAGGGUGAGACGGGAAAGAAAAGCAAGAAAAAAAGGAAGUGAACCACACCGAAUCAUCUUUGAAAGCGGGUCAGCAGUCGUCACAUAGGGAGGGUAAAAGACUGUUAGGAAAGAAUGAAAGUACUCCGUGUAUUUUCAGAAUAUUUACAUGAUCACAUAUGUUCUAUGGACUCAUUUGCGUGAUGAUUUGCUGGCUUACAGAAAUGGGCAGCAAAAAAAACAGCUACAAGAUUUCUUACUCACUCUGAAGACUAAGUCUGUAGUAUUUCUUUUUUGAAUCGGUCUCAAGUUGGCUUUUUUUAUUUUUAUGAUGUGCUUUUUUUCCAGUUUGUUUCCAAUCCCCACCUUAGUUCACCUAUUUAUGCUUGGAAAUGAAUAAAUUACUUUAAUUGACCAAUGUAAUGGUGAGUCUGUUCUCACUAUAAACUAGUGUAACAUGUCGUAAUGACACUUUGUCAUCUAAGCUCUAGAACAGUGGGACUAGAUGUUAAACAGCAGAAUCACCGAUAACCAUAUAGCCAGAGUCGUUUUUAUAGAACACUAUGAAAACACAUUGAUAUUUUAUAGAAUGUGUUAUGAAGGUUUGAAGUGUGAUUCCACAAUGAGAACAAAAGAAUAAGUUCAAUUUUCUUUUGGAAAGUAGAUUGUGUAUAUUUGACCACAGGAGGGAGCUGGAGGUCCUUCAAUACAAGCCUGACUGUACUCUA
This is a messenger RNA of Hypomesus transpacificus, 1193 nucleotides long. RefSeq names its product signal recognition particle 19 (gene srp19). Gene Ontology annotation, molecular function: 7S RNA binding. NCBI's taxonomy places the organism in Eukaryota, Metazoa, Chordata, Actinopteri, Osmeriformes, Osmeridae. The record is from RefSeq and is a predicted model, not a curated record. The transcript is spliced from 5 exons. Bases 103 to 528 code for a protein of 141 amino acids. Gene Ontology annotation, biological process: SRP-dependent cotranslational protein targeting to membrane; SRP-dependent cotranslational protein targeting to membrane, signal sequence recognition. Gene Ontology annotation, cellular component: signal recognition particle, endoplasmic reticulum targeting.